Molecule: messenger RNA, 3105 nt
Organism: Microdochium trichocladiopsis
Lineage: Eukaryota; Fungi; Ascomycota; Sordariomycetes; Xylariales; Microdochiaceae
Exons: 5
Coding region: 1-3105 (1034 amino acids)
Biological process (GO): glutathione metabolic process
Cellular component (GO): cytosol
Molecular function (GO): 5-oxoprolinase (ATP-hydrolyzing) activity
Source: RefSeq, a predicted model, not a curated record
AUGCCGCACUCCACCACGCCGUCGCCCGCGGGGCUCUACCGCAUAGGCGUCGACGUCGGCGGCACAAACACAGACGCGGCCAUCCUCGAUAUCACAAGUCUCGAUAGCCCCGAUCGGGGCGUCCUGGCGUCGCACAAGGCCUCAACGACACCCGACAUCACUAGUGGUAUCGCCAACGCCAUUCGGGCGGUCCUGGAGGCAUCCCAGGCUGACCAAAGGAGAGUCCUCAGUGUGACUGUUGGCACGACACAUUUCAUCAAUGCCCUGGUCGAGGCAGACGCCCGGCGCCUGCAGCGCGUUGCCGUUGUUCGCCUCUGCGGCCCCUUCACCAGGCAGAUUCCUCCAUUCUCAGAUUUCCCUACAGGCCUGAGGAGGGUCUUGGACGGCGGUGUUCACUACCUGGAUGGCGGUCUUGAGAUCGAUGGCCGGUCUAUUGCGCCCUUAGACCCUGAUCAGAUCCGCCGUGCCACGCGGGAAAUCGUUGCCGCCGGGGUUGGCUCGGUUGCCGUUGUGGGCGUAUUUUCCCCGCUGGACCACGAGGGCAUCGGCGAAGAGGCAUGCAAGAAGAUCAUGCUCGCAGAGAGCCCAGAACUGGACGUUGUAUGCUCGCAUGAUAUUGGGCCGACUGGGCUUCUGGAGCGUGAGAACGCGACAAUCCUCAACGCUGCAAUCCUACGGACAGCACGCAAGGUUACCGCAAGCUUCAAGUCAGCACUUCGAAGUCUGCAACUAAACUCGUGCAAGCUAUAUCUUUCCCAAAACGACGGCACCCUCAUAGAGGCGGAUGCCGCAGCCGAAUACCCCAUCAAGACGUUCGCCAGUGGUCCUACAAACAGCAUGACCGGAGCUGCAUUUCUUGCUGGCCUAGACAAAAGCAAGGCAGCCACGACACAUGAUGAGCAGGACGCUAGAGUAGGCCAUGCCCAGCAGGAACCACAGAUUCUGGUCGUCGACAUUGGUGGCACUACGACUGAUGUAUGCGCACUGCUCCCCUCUGGGUUUCCCAGGCAAGCUCCUGGCUUCGUUGAGGUUGCCGGAGUGCGAACAGCCUUUUCUAUGCCACAUGUGGUGUCAAUUGGAUUGGGGGGCGGCAGUAAAGUUCAUCUUCCAGAUGAUCUCAACCCUUCGGGUCCUGCAGCGCAGAACACAGUCGGGCCGGACUCAGUCGGGCACUUUCUGACGAAACAGGCGCGGGUCUUUGGAGGUUCCACAUUGACUGCCACCGACAUUGUUGUGGCUGCCGGUCGAGCGAGCCUCGGUGAUCCCAGCAGGGUCCGGAAUGGCAAUGCUGGGCUUUCCGAGUCUGCCAUCCAGACCGCCCGAGACACCAUCACGAAGAUGCUUGAGCGGGUUGUUGACAAGAUGCGAAUCUCUGCAGCGCCCGUCCACUUGUUGCUGUGUGGUGGCGGCGCUCUGCUCGUCACCGACGACCUCGAGGGCGUAGACCGGUGUAUCCGUCCCAUUCAUGAGGGUGCGGCCAACGCCGUCGGCGCCGCGAUCGGCAAGAUAAGCGGCGAGAUUGAUGUGAUUGAGAUACUUGCUGGUCGAGACGAGAAGGCCGUCGUGGCACAAGUGUGCCAGAAGGCCAUCGAAGCUGCCGUCUCAAAGGGCGCUGUCAGGGACGACAUCCGGAUUGUUGAGGUGAACCGGAUGCCACUCCAAUAUGUGGACAAUGGUGCUAUAAGGAUCCAAGCCCGGGCGGUAGGUAAGCUCGCCAUGCCCAGCCCGGAAGUUCUCUGCCAUGGAGCAGCAGGCAUGGACCACAGCGCCAACAUUGGCAACGACUUCGAGGAAUGCGAUGAGGGUGUCAAGAUUGGCAUCCCAGAUGCUCUCGAACCCACCACAAAGCCUUCCCUCAAGGUUGACCUGAACACGUACCGGCCUGAUGUACGCGACGGAAGCUGGUUCGUCUCCGAGGUUGAUCUCGAGCUCAUCUCAACUGGCUGCGGCGUGCUGGGCACGGGCGGUGGUGGGCCAACGCACCACGAAUUCCUCAAGGGCCUGCAUGCUCUGCGCACCAGCGAGCCUGGGUCAAUGCGGAUCGUGGCCCCAGAGUCUCUUGCUGAUGACGACGUGGUGUGUUUUGGCUCGUGGUACGGCUCACCCAGUGUCAUCAACGAGAGGAUCGCGUCGGGAACGGAGAUUCCCAGCGGCAUCGACGCUCAAAAGAAGCUUCGAGGCAUUGAAAAGUUUGCUGCCGUCUUCGCAGACGAAAUUGGCGGUGGCAACGGGAUGAGCACUUUUCCUACGGCCGUGCGCUACAAUAUACCUGUCGUUGACGGGGAUGCCAUGGGCAGAGCGUACCCCACAAUGUAUCAUGCUACUCUCAGUGUGUAUGGGCACAGCCUGACGCCGUGUGCACUCUCUGAUGCACGGGGCAACGUCUCUGUCGUCAUGAGCACCGACAGCCCCAUCCGCCUCGAGGAGCUGUUGAGGACGUCAGCAAUCCAGCUCGGCCUGGCCUGUGCUGUCUGUGCAGCACCUCUCCCGGCAUCUGCCAUCAAGAAGCACGGAGUGCCGAACACGCUGUCGCAAGCCUGGUAUCUGGGCCGCGCAGUUCACCUCGCCCGCAGGAACAAGUCGAGCUAUAUCGACGCUAUUUUCUCCGAAUGUGCCGGCAAGCUGCUCUUUUCUGGCAAGAUUGUCGAUGUGAGGCGGCAUGUAGGAGCUGGCUAUACGAUGGGCAGCGUCGUCAUUGCGCCCAUGGGCGACGAUGAGCCCUGCGAUUCCGCCCUCCAAGAACGGCUUCCUCGCGAUGGACGACACAUGGUCAUCCCCUUCCAGAACGAGUAUCUGUACGCCUCGUUGGUGCCGCCUAGCAGCGCUGAUACCAUGGCCCCUGAUGCCGGUGAGAUUGUUUGCACGGUCCCAGACCUCAUUUCCAUCCUUGACCAGGACGGCGAGGCGAUCGGGUCGCAAGAUCUGAGGUACGGGUUGAGAGUUAAUGUGAUAGGCCUUCCUGCACACCCACUGUGGAAAACCGAACCGGCCAUGGCUGUUGGCGGGCCCAAAGGAUUCGGGCUAGACCAUGUCGAUUUUGUUGGUGUUGGGGAUUACACGCCGCCUAAAAGCGUGCUUCAACAGUAUGGGCGCGACAAGUUAUAG